Oncorhynchus tshawytscha (Chinook salmon) is the source of this 2161-nucleotide messenger RNA. Its product is annotated as zinc finger protein 777. Gene Ontology annotation, biological process: regulation of transcription by RNA polymerase II. The transcript has 6 exons. Gene Ontology annotation, molecular function: DNA-binding transcription factor activity; RNA polymerase II cis-regulatory region sequence-specific DNA binding. Bases 264 to 2048 code for a protein of 594 amino acids. The record is from RefSeq and is a predicted model, not a curated record. NCBI's taxonomy places the organism in Eukaryota, Metazoa, Chordata, Actinopteri, Salmoniformes, Salmonidae.
CCUUUUCAUUUAACCACACCCUUUGAGCUAUGACGCAGUUUCUUUUCGGUGUAAACGGAAGUGAACAAUAAACAUUUCCACGUUAACGUUUUUUAAAAUUGUUGUUGUUUAACACCAUGGAACUCAAAAUAUUAUACAUUUAACCGCACUGCAUCACAUACUUAGCCCAUGUAGUCUUUAAUUCGCGUUGGAUAGAGGACUUGGUUUUAUGUAUGUUGUUAUCUAGCUAGGUAACGCUAGCUAGCGGAUAACGUUAGCUAACAAUGGCUAACUGUAUGGUUUUUCACACUCAAAUAGCCUCCGUCAUGGAGGUGCUAGCAAAUGCAGCCGUGGCAGAGAUUUGUAAACUCGUAGACGACGACUAUGCAGAGUUUCGUUUGGAAAUUUCUCAAAGCCAGAAAGAAAACAGGACAUUACGGAGGAAACUACAGCUACUUGAACUGAAGGUGUCACGGGAACGCAUACUACCCAGUCGUCCCAGCAGUGUCAAAAUCCUUGACCGAUACAGAAGCAUAGCAAGAGGUGAGGGACAUCUCCCCGGAGGCCACAGCAGUGUUGUGAAGCCAACAGUACAAAAUAGAUGGAGAGAUGACCAACCAAUCACUGUUGAUGAGGGGAGUGGAACCGCAACCCAGCAUGUUAUUGUGAUAGAAUCUGCAGAUGCUGCAGGUCCUGGGGUCAAGCUGGAAAGGUCUGAAGGAGAGGAGGACCCACAACACAGCAGAGACAACCAGACUGGAGUGGCACCCCCUGUAGCCAUGGAGGACCUCACCACCACCCCAGUGCAGCCCAGGAGCCGACGCAGCGUCACGGAGGAGGAGGAGGGUCCAGAGGUGCUGCUGGUGAAGGAAGAGGGCAGUGAGGAGGGUCUGGGGAACCCUGAGGAGACUAUGGUCAUGGAGGACAACCAGACUACACCUCUUGAACACACAGAGGAACCAGCUGAGCAGCACAGGACCACACACGGUCUCCCUGAGUCAGUAGACAUGGAGGAUGGGAUGCCUGAUCUGCUGCUAGUCAAAGACGAGGCAGUAGAAGACCGACCAGAGAGCAUUGACCUGCUGAGUGGACUAAAGAUGGGUGGGCAAGUUGGUUGGCUAGAGGCUAACAGAGACUGGGGGGCCAUCUUGGAUUCCCAAACUCAGACGGGUGCAGCCAAGGGCCCAGGGGACAACAUCACUGAGCAGGCCAGGACCAGAGGCAACAUAGUGGAAGACAGUGGAUGGGAUAGCGCCCUCAACUCUGGGCUGGUGAACAACACUGUUAACCACAGCCAGAAACAGACAGUGGAACACAAAACAACAUACGAACUUAGUCUCCAUGACAACAGACUGGCUGAGACCAGGGGGAGGUGUAGAUUUGGUCCACGGGGACAGAGAGGUGUCCGUAUGCAGCUGGAGAGAACAGACACAGACUCAGCUAGCGAUGCGCCGUCCUGCUCCUAUAGUUGUGAUUCAGAGAGACUGAUGGCGCCUCAGGUUACCCCCCUAACAGGUGCUGCCUUCAGCCUGCCUUCUAUAGGAUCUAUCAACUGGAACAUGGACCCUGCGACAACACAGACACUUCCUGGCCUUCAUCCUCCUCACACUCUCCUAAUGUUAAACCAUACCUCAGGCAAUAGUGCCUCAACACUAAAUGGGUACACAAGCCCAUUGACAAAUGACAGUAGUAGUAUUAAUGCUGUCAGUCGAUCUGGUGGCAAAGAGAAGCGCUUCCCGUGUCCUUUCUGUGGGAAAGCCUUCAGUUUCCCUAAACAGGUGCAGAUCCACCAGAGGGUCCACACAGGGGUAAAACCCUUCAGCUGUACCCAGUGUCACAUGUGCUUCGCUCAGACUGGUGACCUGAAGAGGCACCAGAGGGUCCACACCGGGGAGAAACCAUAUAGCUGCCCCCAGUGUGAGAAGAGGUUCUCCCGCAAGCACCAGCUGAAUAGGCACCUGAAGGUUCAUACGGGAGAGAGGCCAUUCGCCUGUACGCAAUGCAGGAAGAGGUUCUCAGAGAGGAGCAACCUCAGGAUACACCAGCAGAAAGACCAUUCCACUCUAUGACAUAGAAAGGAACCGUAUCACUCAAUACCUUCUGAGGUUUAGAUUAAACCCAGCAUUAAAGAGAAAUAAUAAUUUUCAUUGUUGUCAGCAGAAAAGAUCCACAGAUGCAUUUG